UGGGGGCGGGGUGCCAGGAUUCCCUGAGCCUCUGCUCCAAGUACACGAAAGCUUUCCUUCCCUGCACUCCCAAAGGAGAAGUGCCAAGGCUUCCUCCUUUCCUGGUCAGCCCUAAGGUGAAAUCUGCUGGCUCCGUUCUUCAACCAGGCUCGCCCGAAGACCGCACGUGGCAAAGAGUCGGGGUAGGGGUGGGGGUAAUACGCGAAGCCUGCGUCGUGCGCGAUGCUGGCGCCCGCGGCCAAGGCCAGCAGCCGUGGCUCUAACGGCGCUGGGCUGCGGGCACGGGGACCCCGCGCGCGCGCGUGCGUGAAGAAAGCGCGCGCCUGUCCGCGUGCCCGCCCGGCGUGCGUGCAGCUGCGGGAGCCGGUGUUCGCGCGCACCGCUGCGGGGGCCAUUGGCGCGCGAGGUGUGAGCUUUCUAAGUAGCAUACAGCAAAAGGUUCAGCCAAGCUGUGAAGCCCCGUGGUUAAGAUCCUGUGCCUUCUGAACCUCUCUGCGGCUGUGGAUGGCCCCGGCGGUCCUGACUACCCUUCCCAAUAGGAUGUCGCUGAGAUCCCUCAAAUGGAGCCUCCUGCUGCUGUCCCUGCUGAGCUUCCUGGUGAUGUGGUACCUCAGCCUUCCCCACUACAAUGUGAUCGAGCGUGUGAACUGGAUGUACUUCUAUGAGUAUGAGCCAAUUUACAGACAAGACUUCCGCUUCACGCUCCGGGAACAUUCGAACUGCUCUCAUCAGAACCCAUUCCUGGUCAUCCUGGUGACCUCGCGCCCCUCAGAUGUGAAAGCCAGACAAGCCAUUAGGGUCACUUGGGGUGAGAAAAAGUCCUGGUGGGGAUACGAGGUCCUCACGUUUUUCUUACUAGGCCAGCAGGCUGAAAGGGAAGACAACACUUUAGCAUUGUCCUUGGAGGACGAACACGUUCUCUAUGGCGAUAUUAUACGGCAAGACUUUUUAGAUACAUAUAAUAACUUGACCUUGAAAACUAUUAUGGCUUUCAGAUGGGUAAUUGAAUUUUGCCCCAAUGCCAAGUAUGUCAUGAAAACAGACACCGAUGUUUUCAUCAACACUGGCAAUUUAGUCAAGUAUCUUUUAAACCUAAACCACUCGGAGAAGUUUUUCACAGGUUAUCCUCUAAUUGAUAACUAUUCCUAUAGAGGAUUUUUCCAUAAAAACCACAUUUCAUACCAAGAGUACCCUUUCAAGGUGUUCCCUCCCUACUGCAGUGGACUGGGCUACAUCAUGUCGGGUGACCUGGUGCCCAGGAUCUACGAGAUGAUGAGUCAUGUGAAACCCAUCAAGUUUGAGGACGUCUAUGUCGGCAUCUGUCUGAGUUUGUUAAAAGUGGACAUUCAUGUUCCAGAAGACACAAAUCUUUUCUUUCUGUUCAGAAUACACCUGGAUGUAUGUCAGCUCCGACGCGUGAUUGCAGCCCAUGGCUUCUCUUCCAAGGAGAUCAUCACAUUUUGGCAGGUCAUGCUGAGGAACACCACGUGCCAUUAUUAAGCCCAUACUUCAUCCAUCGAGAGAAGGGCGAAAGGACACUUGGGAGAGCGGGUCAGAGUUAGUCUGGAAGUGAGCGUGCUGGCUUGUGGGGACUGAAGCUCACGGAGCAUGGUCGGACAGGAGCUUCAAGGCCUGGACUUAGUGUUUGGCUCCACAGGAUUUAACUCGGAUCCUUUAAAGGUGAUAGAGAAAUCCAGCAUAACUCACAGGAGCGAUCUGCUAAGAAUCAAAGGGUCAGACAGUCUGAUGACUCAGGCUGGAGAUUAGAGAUUCUAAUUCCCCGAAAGCAAACUAACUAGUCCACAGCCAGAAAACUGUGGAGUUGUAUUUAUUAGAUAGUCUAGUCACAUAAUGGUUCAGUGUGUAUUUUAGGUGGUUAUUAUUAAAAGAUAUAUAUAUUUCCUGUAAAAAGCUUUACUAAAAUUACAUUGAAAAUAAUUCAUUUGUGUUGUUUUCAUUUGCAAGAUAUUCAAUGAUGUGGUACUUCAGAGUUAUCAAAUCAAAAUUAUUUAAUGUUAUUUCAGUUUUCUAAGUGUUUAAAGGUUAUGGUGGUUUCAGUAUUCUGUGGUGAAUGCCUUUCACAUCUGAGCUUUGUUUUAUUCACUCUGCUGAUCAGUUUAAGUUUGAAAGUCCCAUUAAUGUGACAUCAUAGGUUAUUACUGACUGUCCGUAAUCUGUUGAACUCUGUUGUACUGUAAACAUAUGGAGAAUUAAAGCAAGAUAAUUUGA
Messenger RNA from Apodemus sylvaticus (European woodmouse), 2229 nucleotides. RefSeq names its product beta-1,3-N-acetylgalactosaminyltransferase 1 (globoside blood group) (gene B3galnt1). The record is from RefSeq and is a predicted model, not a curated record. Bases 505 to 1500 code for a protein of 331 amino acids. The transcript has 3 exons. Gene Ontology annotation, molecular function: N-acetyl-beta-D-glucosaminide beta-(1,3)-galactosyltransferase activity. Lineage: Eukaryota; Metazoa; Chordata; Mammalia; Rodentia; Muridae. Gene Ontology annotation, cellular component: membrane.